AUGAAGGUAUACCCCCGGACACGGGAACGGGAGAGGGCAUGGAAAUUAGCUCUAGGCUCUGCUGCGGUGUCUUUAGUGUCAGCACCGAUCUUGAUGCUAAUAUUCAGACAUCCUUGGCCACAGAGAUGGUUUACGGAGACCACCGUCCCCACUGUCAUCGACUCCUAUUAUCUCCUUACAUUAGGUUCCUACCGGGCAUUUUACAUUCUAAAUUGGCUGUAUAGGGGAUUUGCUUCUCAUCACUGGGACCCCAUUUCGGAUAUUUUUGGCAUCGUCCAGACCGCGUUCUACAUUGACUUCGCUUGGGUCUACUAUACGCGACAGCGCGUAAAACUCCGCAAUGGUGGCGUUGUAGACUCCGAGGAUUUCCGGAACAGCUGGCUGGUCAACAAAGUGUUGAGUUUCAGGCAGCGACGGAGCGUCGAUGAAGAACAGCACCUCCAUGAUGAAGGAGCAGAAGCCGAACAUGGGGCUGAUGGUGAACGGCCGAGAAACAACCGCUGGGGCGCUCGAGGGAUUUCUAUCUCAGCAGAUGACACAUUAAACGAGACUCGCAACCCCAAACCCAGCAGCGCAGGUGACGACCGGCUGGAGGGAUUCCUGGAGGACGAAGAGGACACUUGGGAAGAGCACGCAAACCAGCAAACACAGCACAAGCAUUCUCCUGAUGCGACAGGCAAUCAAAAGUGA
Messenger RNA from Aspergillus oryzae RIB40, 690 nucleotides. RefSeq lists its product as uncharacterized. Gene Ontology annotation, cellular component: membrane; endoplasmic reticulum; cis-Golgi network. Gene Ontology annotation, biological process: endoplasmic reticulum to Golgi vesicle-mediated transport; protein retention in ER lumen. Bases 1 to 690 code for a protein of 229 amino acids. The transcript has 2 exons. NCBI's taxonomy places the organism in Eukaryota, Fungi, Ascomycota, Eurotiomycetes, Eurotiales, Aspergillaceae. The record is from RefSeq and is a predicted model, not a curated record. Gene Ontology annotation, molecular function: ER lumen protein retrieval receptor activity.